Messenger RNA from Camarhynchus parvulus, 636 nucleotides. It is a transcript of the gene MRPS12, whose product is annotated as mitochondrial ribosomal protein S12. The record is from RefSeq and is a predicted model, not a curated record. Bases 97 to 528 code for a protein of 143 amino acids. Lineage: Eukaryota; Metazoa; Chordata; Aves; Passeriformes; Thraupidae. Gene Ontology annotation, cellular component: ribosome; small ribosomal subunit. The transcript has 3 exons. Gene Ontology annotation, biological process: translation. Gene Ontology annotation, molecular function: structural constituent of ribosome.
UCUCCAGCGAUCAGUCGUAGUCUGACCAAUAUAACGGAGAUUGGCAUCUCCGCUAUCCAAUCGCAGCGCGGGGCGCUCGGAGCUGGAGCUUCGGAGAUGUCGCUGCGCGCCGUGCUCCGGGCUGCCGCCUCGCUGCCGCGCUGCAUGCCGUCCCUGCUCAUGCCACCGCCUCCUCCCUGUGCCCCGCGCUGCCCCAUGGCCACCCUGAAUCAGAUGCACCGGCAGGGCCGCCCCGCACCGCCUCCCCGCCAGCCGGGCGCCACGCUGGGCCGGCCGCAGCUCAAGGCCGUGGUGCUCAAGAACCUGAUCCGCAAGCCCAAGAAGCCCAACUCGGCCAACCGGCGCUGCGUGCGCGUGCGGCUGAGCUCGGGCCGCGAGGCCGUGGCCUUCGUGCCUGGCGAGGGCCACAACCUGCAGGAGCACCACGUGGUGCUGGUGCAGGGCGGGCGCACGCAGGACCUGCCUGGCGUCAAGCUGACCGUGGUGCGCGGCAAGCACGACUGCGCGCACGUGCAGGCCAAGAAAUGAGCAGGGAGACCCCAAGAAAUGAAGGGGGAGACCCCCGAGUGCGCCCACAUGCAGGCCAGGAAAUGAAGGGGGGGAUCCCCAUGAUGCUGGGGGGGCUGGGAGGGCUGA